GUCAAAAAAAUUAUACACACCAGCAGUGUGUGAGGAGACCUGAAAGUGGCACAUGCAGAGUGUGGCGAUGGAGACAGCAGCAAUGGGGAGGGCCGUACAGGGACCCAUGACAGACGUCUGGACCUGGCAGCAGCAUGAGGAGGCGGUAUAUAGGGGCCUAUGGCAGAUUAGGGGCCUGGGCAGCAGCUAUAGGAGGCCCAUAAUCUGCCAGCACCCUAUGUCAAAAAAUUCUACACACACCAGCAGUGUGAGGAGACCUGAAAUUGGCACAUGGCAGAGUGUGGCGAUGGAGACAGCAGCAAUGGGAGGCCGUACAGUGGACCUCAUGACAGACUCUAGGACCUGGCAAGCAGCAUGA
This is a messenger RNA of Staurois parvus, 358 nucleotides long. NCBI's taxonomy places the organism in Eukaryota, Metazoa, Chordata, Amphibia, Anura, Ranidae. The record is from the annotation of a GenBank genome assembly.